Molecule: messenger RNA, 1870 nt
Organism: Paramuricea clavata
Lineage: Eukaryota; Metazoa; Cnidaria; Anthozoa; Malacalcyonacea; Plexauridae
Source: the annotation of a GenBank genome assembly
CUUCAUGUACGCUGUGAAGUUUUAAAAUUUGUAUUUUCAAAAUGGCUAAGGGAAGAUAUCCAUUCCGAAGGACAGUAGAAUUUUUAUCUAGUGGGAAAGUAGUGCUAAAACCUAGUGUAAAAAAUGUCUUGCUUUCUUAUUCACAUCAGGACAACAGUAAAGGAAUUAGGUGAGCAAAAAUUAUCUUGUAAGACUGCUUGAGCCCCCCCCCCCCUGACUUGCUGUGUUUGAAGAAAAUUGGUUCUUUUCCUUGUAGGAAUUUUAUAUUCAAAGAUGUUCCACAGUUGCAGUACAAAAAUCCCGACGUUCAAUUUGUGACGAGUAAAAGUGCUGCCGUCAGUUCACCUAGGAUUGACGUCUUCUUUGGUACGUCUACCCCUGCAUGACUGGAAAGUUUGAAAAUUGCACAUCCGAGAUUUCAUAGUAAAUAUAUAGAAAUUGCAUGCCUGAUAUCUUGGUUGCGCAAUAUAAACUUUCCGCACUGGUUCUUAGGUGUAAACAAUGGUAUUUAUUGAUGUAGAUUUUAAUGAUAAUAUUUGGAACUAUUCCUGUAUGUUGAAACUAUUAAUUUAAAUAAACUUUUUCUGUAAGGUAAACGUGAGAGAAUUAAUAUUGAUGUUGAUGAUUCAAAAGCAAGUGAGAUAUUUUCAAUGUUCCAACACAUUGCUGGGGCCUCGGAAAGGUACGUAGGAUGUUAGCCGAGUACACAGCCUCUGUGAACUAAUCUGAGCUAUAGAAUUGCAUGUGUGUUCCGUCAGACCUUAACGCUGCUGUAUUUUUGCAGUGAGAUGAAAGAAAUAGUUGGAAAACAGUCAAAAUAUCCGGCAAGAUUAAACCCAAGUAAUUUUGGAAGGUUUGGACAUUGCUAUUGUAUUUGUGAAAAACCAGGUCAAGUUGGGUGCCCGUCAAGGACUGCUUUGCCCGACGCUAAUAAACCAAAAUGGUGGCAGGUUAAAGGUGAAAAGGAUUCUGGGUAAUACACCGAGGUGUAUGAUAUUGGUUCGCUUCAAUAAGAAUUGACCCUAGGAGUUCUUACGUCACACAAUUUUCAAUCGAUAGGUAUAUUUAAUGCAAUGUGGAAUACAUGGUCAAAUAUUCAUUGUUUGGCAGUGACGUGAUGUAAGGACUUCCAAGGUGAAUUGCAGGGCUGCUGGUGGGUGUGAACUUCACAGGUUUUCAGCUGACAAGUGCUAACUGAAACUCAUCUAUAGAAUGCUUAUUCAAAGUAUAUCUGAUGUUGGAACAACCAGCGAAUGCAAGACUAAUAAUUUUCAUGUGAAUACUUUAUACAUAUAUCUAUUACAGUAUUAUAUUGCCACAACACGGUGAAGCUUGACACAACUAGUUAUCUUUUAAUUCGUUUAUUAUAUUCUAAUUGUAAUUCAUUUAAAUUUCUUUCUAAAGACCUAACUUCAUCAAACUGUCCAUUUUCCCUCGCUUUGUCAAGAAAAUCCUUGACAUUAUCUAUUUGUUGUAAGAUUGCAUCACUUUGAGGGUCAAAUGAUCGCCUUCUUUGUUCUACAUUCAUUUCCCGACGUCUUAUAACCGGUGAGUUUUGAAGUGAAUGUCGUUCUUUUCGUAAAACCUCCUGAUGCACCAAAGCUCGUUCCUUCAUCGCCUUCUCCUGCUGUGCUUUCUCGCGUUCUGCACGUCUUUUUAGCAACAUGGCUCUUUCUUUCUGAAGUGACGCAUACUCUUCCUCAGAUGGGAUUGAUUUGAGAGUAAACAUAUUGUUUUGUAAGUAAUUUGUUACGUAAGCAUGAAUGCCUCGCUGGAGUUUUUGUGAUGAUUUUCCAGGCAUGACCGUCUUGGUUGUGCCAUCCUCAGCUGUCGUCGUUGUUUGCCCAAGGGCAACGACUUUUUUGCUAUA